AUGUUUCCUAUCUUUAUUUGGCUUCUUUCAUUCGCUAUUGCGCAUCCACAAUAUCCAUCAGUCGAUUGGAAUUCCGUUCAUCGAAGUUUAUCCAACACUGACACUGUAUAUAUGGCGCAAUGCGCUUCUUCAUCGUGUACAACUAUUUUUGGUUCAUUCCGUGGUAAUAUUUCAAAUAACGUCUGCUUUUGUCAAUGUGGAAAAGAAUAUCCGUCUUUUUUACCAUCCGCGAAAAGUUGUAUCAAAAAACUUGAUGAAUGCAAACAUCAAAUAACAUUCAGUGUUUAUGACCAACGUUCCAAAUGGAUUCCAACAUUAACGAUUCCAGCAACUAAUAAUAUAUUUGGAUCGUCGAAUAAAAUUCUCUGGAAUGAAAGUGGAGUAAAUGAAAAAGUGAGUGGCACAGUGAAAUGUGUUAUUAGCAAUAUGUUUAUGCAAAGUGACAAUCGUUGGACGGCUGUGGAUCACAAACGUCUUUUUUCAUUUGUUGUUUUUAAUAAAUCAACUUAUCUAAAGUGGGAUGGAAAUGAAUUGGAUGCACAAAAAUUAGAAGGUACCAUAGUUCAAUUGAAAUUGAUCUGCCAUGGAAUUAAUAAUUCACUAUGCUUGUCGUUUAGGAUUGCUGGAGUACAAACGAACAAAAAUUCAUUAUUUCCAAUAAAUGAGCGAAGAUGGGAUCGAAUUGAACUUACGGUUUGUUUUUUUCUUGGAGUCGUUCUUGCUUUCACUAUUCUUGGUAGUGUUGCAUUGUGGAAUGUUUGUUGGAGAAUUCAAAAAAGCAAACUGAUUUCGGGCAUGCAAAUGCAAUUCUUUUAUUACAUUAAGCAACAACAGUUGCAUAUAAGCGAACAACUUGCUGCAAUACGAGCAAAUGCCGAACAACGUAUAAUGCGUAGUAAUAUUAUCGAUGAACGCGCACAUCCAAGUCUGGGAAUUCAGAAAAGAAAAUUGUAUUUUAGUGCAGACUUUUUUGAACCCGAAAUGUUGGCUAAUCCUCCACAACUAGCGCAACAAUUCGUUACCGAAUUACGUAAAAUGAUUGACAUCGCUCGAGAAAGAAUCAAAUCGAAACGCCACGUACCCAAAUUAGAAACAAUAACGGAAAAUCAAACUGAAGAAGACUAUUUAAAUGUUCCCAAAUUAAUGAAAUCUCUUGGAAGUGCGAAGUGCAAAAAUGACGAACAAUCAACGGGAUUGAAUAAUUUGCUGAAUUCUGAUAAUAAUUUGAUGGCUUCAAGAUGUGAUGAACCAUCGCCUAAAUCUAUAAAAUCGACAGAUUCUGGUUGUGAUUCGAUGAGUGAUGAAGAUUUACAAAUGCAGUCGAACACUUCCGAUAAUAAUUUUAUCAAUGAAAUAGAUCGAAUAGAAACAGAUCAGUCACUGAAACAAAAAAUUUUAUCGCCUCAAUUUGCUAAAUCACCUCCAUUAGAGGAAAUUUCUUCAUUUUCACGCAUACCAGUCAAUUCGUCAUCACGAAUGAUUUCAUUAACCUUACCAGUACUUUUAGAUCCUUUAAAGCCAAUGCAUCUAAAUACGAAUUCGAAUGCAUCACCAAUUAUCACGACUGAUGCAAACAUCAAAUAUGCGGGGAAAGAAACAGUUACCGAAGAGGCACCACCAUUAUUUUCGCGAAAACCUUCAAAACUAGAACCUCCGAAAAUUGUUCCUCAUGCAUCUCUGCACGACGCAAAUCAUUCACUGCCCACAAUUCCAAAAGAUAACUUAGUUCCAAAUAAAAGGAAGACCUAUGCAGUGUUUCCUAGCGAUUCGAUGCUUAAAAAAUCUUUGCCUCGGCGUGCUAAAAAAUAUUCACCUCGCAUUAUUGAAGCAUCAUUACCUAUCGAAGAUUCAAUAUAG
This is a messenger RNA of Dracunculus medinensis (Guinea worm), 1857 nucleotides long. Lineage: Eukaryota; Metazoa; Nematoda; Chromadorea; Rhabditida; Dracunculidae. The record is from the annotation of a GenBank genome assembly.